Mytilus californianus (California mussel) is the source of this 4254-nucleotide messenger RNA. Its product is annotated as schlafen family member 9-like. NCBI's taxonomy places the organism in Eukaryota, Metazoa, Mollusca, Bivalvia, Mytilida, Mytilidae. The transcript has 6 exons. The record is from RefSeq and is a predicted model, not a curated record. The annotation marks the transcript as partial.
CUGAACUCCGGAGGUGGAAUUCUACAUAUGAGAAACCUAGAUUAUGUUCAAAUAGGUGUGCAACCAAAACACCUAGAUACCUGGUGGAGUGGAAUGGAAAACAAAUUUGCAGACAUUUUGUCAUGUGAUGAUAUCUGUAAUUAUUUUGACAUGGUUGGAAAUUAUUCAGAUCCAGAUUUAUAUCUGUUUGUUAAAUCUGCAGAACAUUUGUGUUCCCUUGACUACCACUGUCGUCUGCCAACUGACACAGCAACACAUGAAGUUACCUACCAUUCUGUAAUGAAAUUACUCCAACAGAAAGGAGCACCAUGUACUAUAUCUGAUUUACCUCAAAUUCCAGAGAAUUUUGAAUAUGCUAGAACUGACAGUAAAAUAAAACAAGAAACCAAGCAAAUACAGUUUAAAUAUCUAUCAGGGGGAUCAAAAGAUUCUAAACCCAUACCACAGAAAAUCAAACAAAUGGUAUCGAAAUACAUAUCAGCAUUUGCCAAUCAUGAAGGUGGACAUAUUUUAUUUGGUAUUGAUGAUGUCAGGGCAUCAGCAAUGGGUGAACUGUUAUCUGAGGAUGACCAGGACAGGACAGUUGAGCUGAUAAAUGGUCGUAUGGAGAAUGUGAUCUGGGGAGAUGAAGAGUUUAUACCAGAACAAGGAAAACAUUGGGACAUCUGUUUCAAACCUGUUAUUGGCUCUCCAAAGAAAAAGGCCAGAAGAGUUAUAGUUGUUGUGUCAGUAUGUAAGUUCCCAGGGGGAGUAUUUACAGCUUCACCUGACAGUUAUUUUGUAAAUGAGUUUGGUGAUAUAGAAACCUGGAAAUUUUCUGAGUGGAAGCUAUCAAUGCUUAAUCCACUAAGAGAUAAACCCGACCUACAUAACAGAUUUAUCAAGCUCCCCAUAAGUGUCCCUCAGUCACCUCUGAUCUUCACACUAAAGCAAAGUAUAGAAAAAAUAGAAAAGAGGUUGCUAUCAGAUGCCAGUAAGAACUUAGUUUUACCUCAUCACUACAUGGACUGCAUUAAAGAUCUCAAGAUCAAAGACUUCAUUAGAUCUGUACUUAGCAUCUUUGAUGUGGAUCGACAUAUGAUGAUUGUUGUUAAUUGUUGGGGGCUGCAGGUUACAGCAUUACAACCUAGUGACGCCAUCUGUGAUGUGCUGGUACUGACAGAGAAUCAGGGAUGCCACCUGGUGACAAUUUCACAAACUAGUAGUGAGAAAAUUUGGGAACAUUGUCGUUAUGUAGCAGCAUUCAUUAAAGAGAAGCUUGUAUGCCAUGGAGGAUGCAUAGAAAAGUUUGGUCUGGUUUGUCAUGUUGCAAAUAUGGAUGGAUAUAAUGAUGAAAUAGAGAACAGUUUGUGGGAAAAUUUUUAUCCAUCUCAUUUUUACGUCACACCAAGUAAAUUUGACAGUUUAGUUCAAUCUCUCAUUAUAACAAUGGCGGCAUAUGAACCGAUUGAUUUUUCUACCUUAAACUCAACUAAGUCAAUGAGAGAAGUUCUGGCUACAGACAAAUACUUUUUCUUGUUGACUUGUGACCAGUUUGAUUUGAUAUGUAAACAACAGUUUACUAAGGAAUUAUGGGUACAUGGACCCCCAGGCUCAGGGAAGACUGUGGCUGCUGUACAGUUUAUAGCAGAGCUCAGAAGAAGGGGAUGUCAGAAAGAUGAAGUAUUGUACCUUGCUGAAAAUGAACUUUUGUGUUCCUACGUUAGGUCCUUCAAUUUCUGCCUAGUAACAACAAGAAGAAAAAUACUGGAACUUUACUUUGAUUUAAAGAAAUUUGAUGAAACAUAUCAUAAUGUCAAAAACGUGAUCGUGGAUGAGGCUCAGAAUUUCAAGGAUCGAGACGGUGAUUGGUAUGGUUUGGCAUCUCAUCUGGUUUCUAGACAUGAAACUAAUCACGGAAUGGAAACCUGUUGUGGGUAUUUCUGGGUUUUCAUGGACUAUUCCCAGAAAGUUCACAAGUUUAAAGCAGGGCUUCCAUCUGUGAUUGGCAAAAAUAACUACAUGCUGAGUGAAGUGGCACGAAAUUCUAAAGAAAUAUUUGACUUUGCCAAACAGUUUUUGGAUACAGAUGAAACAUCUUACGAUCAAGAGGAAACUGCAGCUUUGAAAAAAGUUGACAGCCAGCCUCACUUAGCUCAUGAAUAUUCAUCAGGAUGUGAAGUAGAAAUUAUUAAAUGUAAACAAGAAAAUAUUGAGAAAGCGAUAUCUAAUGUGUUGAAUCAGUUGGUGGAGAAUGGUACAGAGAUUGGUGAUGUCGCAAUAUUAGUUGGGAAAAGUAAAGACAAACAAGAAAUAGAACAUGCUGUGCAAGAUAUUCAAAAAGAUGCUCAAAUGAAGGAGGGUGUUUUAGUUGACACAGUUCAUCGGUUUAGUGGUCUUGAUAAACUUGCUGUUAUAGGAGUUAAUCCCCAUGUUAAUGAGGAACAUGCUAGUUUACAGAAGUUUUUACUCAGUCUAGCUACAAGAGCUAAGGAUAAUUUAGUUAUCAUAACCACCUCAGAUGAUCUUAAAUUAUCUGAAACUUUAAAAUCAAAACCUUCACUUUAACAUAUCUGUUGUCACAAGGAAUUCAACAAAUAGCUCUAUUUUGCUCAUAUAUAGUGUAGAAAGGAUUUAAUUCAUUUUAACUGCAGGGCAAAAAAAUGAAAUGCAUCCCUUUUUAAAAAUGAUAUUGAAAAUUAACUAAAAAAAUACCAAGGGAACAUUCAAAGCUCAUCAAUCGAAGAAAAACUUACAACAUCAUGGCAAAAAUAAUGAAAAGCUGAACAAGUCCACAAAACACUGCAUAGAAAAUGAAGACUGGGCAACCAGACCACAUCAAAAACCAUUAGCUAAGUUAAUCAAAUGUUCAUGCAAAAAUCUUUAGUAUAAUUUUCGUUUGGCCAUGGUGCAGCUUGUCCUUUGGCUUAAGAUUAUUACUUUCUGUUUUUGGAAUCUUUCUACAUUCAUAAGAGGUUGAUUUUCAAACCAGUGCCCUUGACUACAUUCAGACCAACCAGGGUUGUUGUCCACCAUUUUUCCUGUGUUAAUUUGACUGAUAAAUUGUUUUGAAACAUUACAAAUUUUCUUUUUGAUAUUAUUUCAUCACUGUAAAAAAUAUAUAUGCUUUUAUUGUAAAGCUUGAAGGAUGUAUUGAAUCCAAUUGUUUGCUCCGAAAAUUUUUCAACUAGGAAAGGAACAUUUAUAUUUACUUUUCUAUUUUUUACUAAUGUCUAAUGAAUUUUUUACACAGACAAGUAUGUUCUGCAGCUUCUUAAGAAUUUGUUGAUUCAUGAUCAAUCUGUUACUGUUUGCCAUGAAAUAUUAAGUUUGUCUAUAGCCUGUAGUAAGGCUUUUUAAUGUGUUUUACUAGUAACACAGAUGACAUAACUGUUCUUCAUUUAAGUGUUAAGAGUAUUAUUAUUUUUACCUAUAUACAUUGUGUAUACACUUGUUAUUUUUUACACCAGUGUGUGUGUUUGUUAUUAAAAUAUCAACAACAGGACCUCAUGAGUUAGUGUCAUCAGCUGAUGUCUGUUGUUUAUUUGUGGUGAACAAUUUUUAAAAACCACUUACUCAAUUUUGAAUAAAGCUUAACUGUCAAAGAUUCAUAGGGAAUAUUAUCAAAAGUCUGUUCAAUGUUGCUAAAAAUAGAAGGAAAUUUGACUAACAAAAACCCAUCAAGCAAAAAAAAAAUGUUUUUAAAUGUUACAAAGGACCAGCUAAUCUGUUGGGAAAUAGUUUGUUUCAAAAGCUAAACUAUAUUUUGACAUAAGACCUUAUGUGAAUAUACAUGUUAAAAUGUACACUCAAAAUUUUCUUGGAAACCCUAAGACAAAACUUUGCAUCAAUCAUCUGGAAAGCAUUUUCUUUAACAAUAAUUCCAAUUUUCAUGUGAUUGUUACCAGGAGAGGAAUACAGGUACCAAAGAGUCACUUGUGGGAAAGAGUUCCUCUUAUAUAUUUAUAUUGAAUUUGUUAAAUUUGAUUGUCAGCUGAUGGCAGUGACAACUGACUUGCACUAAGGAAAAGAAACUUGGCAUUUUAAUACAUUGUAGUUCAUGUAGUUAGUGAUAAAUUCAAUUCUUUUUAAGUGCUCAACCAUAUCUUUUUAUACAUAGUAUUUUUUAUAUCUUGUUAAGUUUUAUAAAUAAAUUGGACUUUUCCUUGGCAUUUUGUCUCCUUUUAUCAUAACAUAUUUUUUAUAUACAGAGAUACCCUUAAUGAUAACAAAAUGUUUUAUGCAAUAAAAUUUAUUAAAACUAUGUAAAAUAAA